CUAACCAGCUACUUUAGCCUUCAGGCUGCGGGCUGUUGUGGAAGGGAGGUGCGAUGGAUGGAUGCUUUGCCCCGAUACGUUUUUCGGAUUUUUCUCGGUUUAAACACAAUGCGCCCUCCACGGCGUUAGCUGCCCCUUUGAUACACUCUGCGCUGUUGCGGAGGGGUGCUCAUUAGCAGAAUUGAUGAUCCAGGAGCAACGGUUUUUUUCGUUGUAGUUUGAAGAUUAACCAUAGCUGAAUCUGUUGAAGUGGCUACACAGCUAGCUCUUCCUUGCUGUCUACCAUCGCAUUCGUGUGUCUCUUACCCCAGGAAUGUUCUCCAAAAAGCCUCAUGGGGACGUUAAAAAAUCAACACAGAAAGUGUUGGACCCAAAGAAGGACGUGUUGACGAGGUUAAAACAUCUCAGAAUAGUCAUAGAAAAUGCAGAGCCUGCAGAGUUAAAGCAGUUCUUCGACUUGAACUAUUCCCAUAUCUAUUAUGUCUUCUUUGAGAACUUUGUCACAAUUGAGGUCAGCCUCAAGCAAAAAGGUCACAAGUCACAGAGGGAGGAGCUGGACUCAAUCCUCUUCAUUUUUGAGAAAAUUCUCCAGUUGCUGCCAGAGAGAAUCCAGAGCAGAUGGCAGUUCCACAGCAUUGGGCUGAUCCUCAAGAAGCUGCUACACACUGGGAACUCUUUAAAGAUCCGUCGUGAGGGUGUGCGUUUGUUCUUGCUGUGGAUGCAGGCACUGCAGAGUCACGCUGAACGGGAGCAGCUCUGCAUGUUUGCCUGUCUGAUUCCUGGCUUUCCAGCUCCACUUUGCCAUGGGACCCCACGCACGCUGGACACUUUGAUCAACCCACCACUGAGUUUAACAGAGACUCAGGUGACUCCAGAAGAGAUCACUCCAUUGGUUCCUCCCCAGUCAGGUGACAAGAACCAGGAAGACCUGACAGCUUACUUUUUAGAAGCGCUACUCAAAUACAUGGUAAACCAGGCCAAAUCUCUCGAGUGGCGAUGUAAAGAGAACCAUGAGCGUGGCUUUAACUUCCUUUUUGGUCACUUUAGGAAGUUUUAUCUUCCUCACAUCUUUCCCAACUUCGCCAUGGAAACCAGCCUAUACAGCCCGAUACUGGAUGUCCCUCCAAUGCGUCCUAAGCCGUACUACAGUGUCGUGCGAAGGGAGCAAGAUGCCGGUGAACCACUGUACUGUACUAAGGAGAGUUUCCUUCAGGCCAGGGUCAUCUUCAUCCGCUGGCUGGUUUCCUUCUGGCUCGAGCCGCGACCCAACGCACAAACCCACAUCCCAGGAACAGAAGGAGAGAGCGUCCCAAAGAACAUACAGCGAGCUGCAGCUGGACUGGCAGCUCGCUCUGCAGGCAGCUCAGAAGACAGUGCUGGAGGUGGUAUUCGGUCUGACAGCCACCUGGAAGGAAGCGGAGGCUCAUCUGGAUCAGGGGGAGGCAGCUUGGGGAUGUCUGGAGGUGCAGGGACUGGGGGUGAACCUGAACAAAGCCACUCCAACACUUCCACACUGACAGAGAGAGAGCCGAGCUCCUCCUCACUCUGCUCCAUGGAUGAAGAGCAGCUGACUGACAUGGAGGUGGUGAGGAGGGUGCUGACGUGCUCCAGAACCAAUGUCAACUUCAUCACAGAGAUCUUUAGACAGGCAUUUCUACUACCCAUGUGCGAAGCUGCAGCGAUGCGUAAAGUUGUCCGUGUUUAUCAGGAGUGGAUCUCCAUGGAGGACAGGCCAGUGUUUAUGAAAGAGCCAGAAGAGGGCCCCUACCCCAUAGCCUCAGGCGGCAGUCUGGAUUCAGGCUCUCAGCAUGGAGACAAGGACGAUGAGGGAAUGAACAAAGCUGUGGACAGUGAAUUGUUGGAGUACAGUGUUCAUGCUGGAGUUCAGACUACACUACAGGUAUUUAUCACCCACUCCUCAAAUGUUUUCCUCUUGGAGCCAGCCAACGACAUCAAAAUCCUUUUAGAGGAGCAUGUUGAUAUGUGCAAGCGAGUCCUGAACAUCUACCGCAGCCUCGUCAUGCAUGAGACCAUGGACCAGAAGACAUGGGAGCAGAUCUUAUUAGUUCUGCUGAGGGUGACAGAGUCGGUGAUGAAGAGACCUCCAUCCAUCAUGCCUCAUGGCAAGAAGAACAACACACUGUCAGGCAGACUGGCUGGGCCUCUCUUUCAGACACUGAUAGUUGCCUGGAUUAAGGGAAAUCUUAACGUCUACAUCAGCAGAGAACUGUGGGACGACCUCCUCUCAGUUCUGUCCUCUCUAACCUGCUGGGAUGAACUGGUCACUGAGUGGUCACUCACCAUGGAGACCCUCACAAAGGUGUUGGCCAGGAACUUGUACAGUGUGGAUCUGAACGAGCUCCCUUUGGAUAAACUCAGCGAACAAAAACAGAAGAAACAUAAAGGAAAAGGUAUAGGCUCAGAAGGCCAGCGGCAGAUUGUGGAUCGGUCCUUCUCCAAAGGUUGGAGCAGAGACCAACCAGGCCAGGCAGCAGCCAUGAGGCAGCGCAGCGCCACCACCGCUGGUUCGCCAGGCAUUGAAAAAGCCAGGAGUAUUGUUCGCCAGAAGACUGUAGCCCUGCGUAGCUGUUCUACGGGGGAUUCUCUGCUGUCCUCAGCCUUUAUCCGCAGUGCUAAGAGUGCUCCUGCUCUGGCUCCGCCUCUUCCUGUCCUCCUUCACCACCACCACCCUUUACUACCCCCCCUUGCCGACCAGCUGGCAGACCUUGAGGACCCACCGAUCACGCUGACGUCCCGCACCUCUCGGAUGCGCCACUCCUCCCAGAGCGACGAGGCUCCUCCCACCUCAUGUUCUGAGGUCUUCCAGGCAGUGGCCUGCGACCUGGAUCCCCCUGCACCCUCUUCCCUCGCCCGAAGCAGCAGUGCCUCUGACAUCAUGGAACCUUUCAUCGCUGAACGGGUCAAAGGUGAAGACCCCCAGAGGGAUCCCGCUUCAGUCACAAACCCCCCUCAGCACCAUCCCACUACUUCUUUCUUACCUGCAGUCAACAGCCACGCAGCUCAGCCGCUCCCACACACCCCCACUUCACCCUCUCCCACCCCUUUUAUCUCCUCCAAUGGUGUUAUCUCCUCGUCCUCUGAGGGGCAAGAUGAUGGUAGUGUUUAUGACCAGUUCUGGCAUCAGAUUGGCUCUCGAAGCCAAGGUUCAGGUUCUGAUUGGGUAAGCGACUGGGAUUCUGCCUUCACCUUUAUGUCUGAGAAAGAAAUCGAUGCAGAAGAAGGAGAAAUUGGAGCUGGGGUAGAGGAGGAUGAUUUAUUCUCUUCUAUAAGGGACUAUCUCACUCACAAAGGAGGUGAGAAGAAGGAGGAAGGAGGGGAGGAAGACAGUUCUAGUCUAGUUGUAGAGAACAGUGUUGUAAAUGUACCAGCACCUGUGCAAACAGGAGUUGCAAGAACUCAAACAGAUCAUACAGGACAGUUAGGAGAGGCAAGACAAGUGGUGAGAGAGGACAGACAGGUAAGUAAAUCCGUGAGGCACAGCAGUGUGGAUUCAACAGAGGAUAAUGAGGCAGAGCAGAGGAGUAUCUAUGAGUGCCUGGAGCUGCAGUGUCAGUGGCCCUCUCCCAGUGCAAAAGGGAGCGCUAGCUUAGAAAGAAACAGUGGGGAGAAAAAGGGAGGAGGGAGUACAGGAAGGGCAACAGGAUGGGAAGGAAAAAGUGGUGUGUGGAGAGAAAUGGAAGAGGAAAAACAGAAUGAUAAAGAAGUAAAAGAGAGGUCCAGUUCAGUUAGGCAAGACCCAAACUCCAUAGACUCUAGCACUGAAUCAAAUCCAGCUCCCCCGACUUCUGACCUGACAAAGGUUAAGGUGUCUCGAAGCUCAAAAAGGCAUCAUUUAGGGGGAGUUCAUGUCAGUUUCAGGCCCUCGACUGAGUCAGUUCAGUUUCACAAUCCCCUUGAGAAUAAAGAGGCUCACUGGAAGGCCAGGCUGCGCCGCCUCAGUCACUUCCACACACACAGUCACUCAGCUGGGGACAGGCCUGGAGUUGGGGCAGGGCCAGGGGCGAAAGUAGGACCAGGGGGCGCAGGUAAGUUUGGCUCUGUGGCAGGGAUUAGCCAUAGAAUGGGGGGACAUGAGAAGUUAGUUUCUGGGACUGUUCUGGAUAACAGCAGGACAGGGAAUGUAGCACCCACUGGAGGACUAGAAAACAGGGCUGGGACUGAAGGGGAAGGAUCCAGUGUGGGAUCAAACCCAGCCUCUGACACCGUUAACUGCCGCCACUCAGAGCAGUCAUCAAGCAGCUCAGGUUUCUCUGGCGUCUCAUCAGGGGUGCGUGGCCGUUUGGGACGUUCUGCUUUGAGAUCUCGAGCCUCUCGCUCAAGGUCCCAGGAGCCUGGCAGCACUUCCUCAAGACACCACCAGGGGGCUCUCCUGGGUGGCGUCUAUAAGAGUAUGGUUCAUGCUCUGUCCUCUAAGCCCCGGCCCAGAGGUCAAGGCUCAUCCCAAGGCUCGUCGCCCCAGAGGCAGAGCCGGGCAGCCAUGGGUGACGCAUCGCUAAGGGACCUCUACUCCCAUGUCCUGGGCUACUUUGGACGAAAGACGACACCGCCAGCCAAUAAAGAGGAGGUGGUCCAGAAGGCUCGUCCAGUCUCCAGCGACGUCGGAAGCAGCAAUCCAAACUUCUCAGACCUCAUGGAUGAAUUUAUCCAGGAGAGACUGAGGGCCAAAGGAACAGCAGGUCGUCGCGGCAGCAGCCCAGGAAGUCUGGAGGUUCCCAGAGACCUUCCGGAACUCCUGGAGGCAGGCCAGAGUCCCGGGUCACGACCCUCAGAUGAACACCGUCCCAUUGAUGAUCCAGGGGUUCCUUCUGAAUGGACGUCACCAGCAAGUGCCAGUGGUUCUGAUGUCAUCAGCUCAGACAGCCAAUCAGACUCCUUCAAUGCCUUUCAGUACUCCACCUGCAAGUUUGAGAAUUUUACCUUCAGUACAGAAGCUUGUGCAGGAGGAGCUGGAUCAGGAGGAGGUGGAGGAGGUCGAGGCAGCUCACUGGACCAGGACAGCCUGGGAGGAGGUGUGGCCUGUGAAGAGCAUGAAGUUGCAAGUUUGACAACACUUCACCUGGACUCGGAGACCAGCAGCCUCAGCCACACUGUCACUGUUACUGGUUCUGAGAGUGCCUCUCCCAUGCAUUCUCUCGGAGGUUCUCGCUCUCAGACACCCUCCCCUGCCACUCUGACAGCAGAGCAUGCAGACCAUACACACUCCCACUCACACACACACCUCCAGCUGGACCAGAAACUCCACAACUCGGUUCUACAGACUCCAGAUGACCUUGAAACUAGUGAGUUCCCCAGUGAAGACUGCAGUGUGAUGGCGGGUGGCUCUUUAACUGGGUGGCACUCAGAUGUUGCCACGGUAAUGUGGCGAAGGAUGCUUGGUAUUCUAGGGGAUGUCAAUAGCAUCAAAGACCCAGAGAUCCAUGCUCAGGUCUUUGACUAUCUGUGUGAGCUGUGGCAGAACCUGGCCAAGAUUAGAGAUAAUUUAGGAAUUUCUCUGGACAACCAGUCAUCACCUCCUCCUCCAGUUCUUAUCCCACCUCUCAGAAUUCUCACUCCAUGGCUUUUUAAGGCCACCAUGCUAACAGAGCGUUACAAACAGGGGAAGCUUCAUGCCUACAAACUGAUUUGCAGAAUAAUGAAGAGGCGGCAAGAUGUUUCCCCCAACACAGACUUCCUCACGCAUUUCUACAACAUCAUGCACCAAGGGCUGAUGCACCAAGACCAGGACAUUGUGAACACCAUCAUAAAGCACUGCAGUCCAAGGUUCUUUAGUAUUGGACUACCUGGGGCCACCAUGCUGAUCCUGGACUUUAUCAUUGCAGCUUCCAGAGUCACUGUCUGCUCAUCACUCAAUGCUCCGAGAGUAGAAGCCCAGAUCCUGCUCGGUUCUUUGGUGUGUUUUCCAAACUUGUAUGGGGAGCUUCCAGCCCUCCAUCCCACCACAGCUGAUGUGGUGCUCACCAAGUUCCCUGACGUCAAGGAGCACAUUAUUAAAACCAUCCUGACUUCUGCAAGGGAUGAACCCUCUGCUCCUGCUAGAUGCGUGGCUCUGUGCAGUCUAGGUAUCUGGAUGUGCGAGGAGUUGGUUCAUGGGACUCAGCAUCCACAGAUUAAAGAUGCCCUCAAUGUCCUCUGUGUCACUCUGAAGUAUCCCAAUAAGAAUGUAGCACUGGUAGCAUCGGACAUCCUUCACCUCCUGAUAAGCCACGUGGAUCAUCUCCAGAAAUUUCCUCCUGAAACCCCCAAGAAGAUCGUAGAGAUUUUGAUUGCCACCAUCACAUACUUGCUGCCUAGUACUGAGUCUUCACCUCAUGAGCUGGACAAGAGGCUGGUGGUGUCCCUCCUGCUAUGUCUCUUGGACUGGGUGAUGGCUCUUCCACCAAAAACGCUUCUUCAACCUGUUCAAACCCGAAGCCCCCCAGAGAAGGACCAGCCCACCAAGACUCUGCUCAGCUGUAUUUAUAAGGUGUUGCAUGGCUGUGUGUAUGGAGCGCAGUCUUUCAACAGUCCCAAGUAUUAUCCACUGCAGCUGUCAGAUCUGCUGAGUCCAGACUAUGACCCUUUUCUGCCAUUAGAGAGCCUCCGGGAACCAGAACCACUCCACAGCCCGGACUCUGAACGCUCCAGCAAACUUCAGCCGGUCACUGAAGUUCGAAGCCGUAUUCAGCAGGGCCUUGUUUCCAUUGCAGCAAGAACAGUCAUCACACACUUGGUCAACCAUCUAGGACAUUAUCCAAUGUCUGGAGGUCCGGCUACUCUUUCCAGUCAGGUGUGUGAAAACCAAGACAACCCAUUCUGUGAGAGUGCAGAUCUUGGACCAGAGCUUUUCCAUUCACCUAAUCUCCAAUUUCUGGUAUUAAACGGCUCCACACUGCUGUCAGUGUAUCAGAUCCGAUCAGAGUCUGGCGUACCAGGAGGUGGAAUGACAGCUGGUUUGUCUUCUGCUCCUGCCUGUGUCCGUGUCAUCAUCAGAGAUGUUGCUGGCAAACACUCAUGGGAUUCUGCUGUUCUUUAUGGACCUCCACCAUGUUCCCCCAACAGUCCAACACACACAUUCUUAUCACACACACAAUCGCCUCACACUGCAAAUCUUCAUUUACGCAGUCCACCAGGAGGUCCACCAAAAAAGAUCGAAGUGAAGAGAGAGGACAGCGAGGAGGAGAGGCCGGAGGAGAGGGAGGUAGAAGAAAGAGAAACAGGGAUGGAGAGUGAAAGGCAAGAGGGAGAGGAUGAAGAAGAGGAAAGGAAUGUCAGUGAGGAGAGGAAAGCAGAUCAAAGAGGAGGUGAAGAGGAAGAGGAGCAGCAGGAGGAGAACAAUGAGCAGGGGAUGGAUGGGGAGGAGGAUCGAGGGGAGUCAGGCUUUGAACAGAUUCUUGCUCCACCAUUGGCUAAACGGGUUUGUCGGGAGGCAGUGCCAGCAUGGGACACACUGACGGAUGGAGAUGAUGCUCUGGAUGAGAUGCUACAGUACCUGGGAUACUCCAGUCCUGAGUGUCUGCAGAGGGCAGGGAUGCCACUCAACAUUCCGGCACCUCCUCCAGUAUGUGUUUCAGAGAAGCAAGAGAACGACGUGAUCAAUGCCAUCCUAAAGCAGAGCGCAGCUGAAAGAGAGUUUGUUCUUCAUAGAGGUGAGGAGUUGAACAUGAGGGCAGUGCAGCAGACAGAACCUGAGACUCAGACACCACAGUCGGCCUUCUACUACUGCAGACUACUGAUCAACAUACUGGGACUCAACUCCUGGGAGAAGAGGAGCAACUUUCAUUUGCUGAGGAAGAAUGAGAAGUUACUUAGAGAGCUGAAGAACCUGGAUUCACGGCAGUGCCGUGAAACUCAUAAGAUCGCAGUAUUUUAUGUGGCUGAGGGCCAAGAGGACAAACACUCCAUUUUAACCAACACAGCAGGCAGCCAAGCUUAUGAAGACUUUGUCUCUGGACUUGGUUGGGAGGUGGACCUCACCACCCACUGUGGCUUCAUGGGAGGUCUUCAGAGGAAUCGCAGUACAGGCCAGACUACACCUUACUACGCCACCUCCACCACAGAGGUCAUCUACCAUGUCUCCACACGCAUGCCCCACGACCAGGACCACAACCUCACCAAGAAGCUAAGGCACCUGGGUAAUGACGAGGUCCACAUUGUUUGGUCAGAACAUUCCAGAGACUACCGUCGUGGGAUCAUCCCCACUGAGUUUGGAGAUGUGUUAAUCGUUAUCUACCCAAUGAAGAACCACAUGUACUCCAUCCAUAUACUGAAAAAACCUGAGGUGCCAUUCUUUGGUCCUCUGUUUGACGGAGCCAUCGUGGACAUGAAGAUUUUGCCAACCAUGGUCAGAGCCACAGCUAUCAAUGCUAGUCGAGCCCUCAAAUCCCUCAUUCCCUUGUACCAGAACUUCUAUGAGGAGCGAGCCCGAUACUUGGAAACCAUCGUGCAGCACCAUCAAGAGCCGACCACAUUUGAAGACUACGCAGCUCGAGUCUACAGUCCUGCUCCCUGCACACACUUGCCCUCUGACACAGGCUCCUGCCUAGAGAUUCUUCGGGGAGAAAGUCCGGCUCUUGGGGAGGCCGGGAGCGACUCGGCGUCCCCCAUGUCUCCUCGGACUAGCAAGAGCCGCAUGUCCAUGAAGCUGCGACGCUCCUCUGGAUCAGCCAAUAAGACUUAAGAUUCUCCCGAUCACUCGGCCUCAUCCUAACCGGCAUCAGAGGCUUGAAAAUAUUUCUCCAGAGGAAAUAGGGGCUUCUGUUAAACUAUUGUACACUUUGAAAUUGGCAUGAAUUUGACCACCUGACUCAUCCCCUCUCCUCUAGCAUGAUGCUCUUCUGAACGAAGAUGGCCACUUGAGUACAAAACACUUUGUCAAAGUAUUCUCUUGGACUGUAUAAUACCAUAAAUUUAUUCUGAAACUGCUCACAGCUUCUGACUUUAUUCCAAGCUUGGCUGCCUCAAAACACAAAAAGCAGUGAGGCGCUGCAGCAUGCUGGUGUUUGUCACAGCAGCAGCGUUUGAACAAGUGCAGCCUAAGCAGUGCAGUAUUAGCUCGUAAUUAUCUGUGCCAUGUUAGAAAAUGCUCAAAAUUUAAGGACUGCAAAGCUUCAGUGUGUUGGAGAACAAAGAAAACAAAAAGAUCCUAUCUGUGUUUGUGGAACACUGCUAUGAAUAAUCUGUAUAUUUGUACCAUAGAACUGCUGUGUGUGUGUACAGAAACAUGAUUUUUGAUAUAUAAAGAAUGAAUCAGCACGGAGAAAACAAGAUAAAAGUAUAUUUUUGUUGUCAGAGCAGGUCAAAUGAAUAUAGAAAGGUGUUGCUUCUUUUCAGUCCUCAAAGUGUAAAUAAAAGCUUUCAUUUGCUAACUAUAAAAAAAGUUGGUGGCAACGCCUUCAAGCCAAAAAUCCUCCCUGAUUAAGAAUCCAGAUCAUUCUUUUUCUGGAGUCUGUGGGACUGAAAAACAAUGUGAGAAAGUGUUACUGUCAAUUGGAGGGAAUAUUUUCCUUUAAGUAAACAAAUUGAUCAAAGUGGAAGCACUUGUUCUGUAAAGUUUAGGAUUUGUUGCUCAUGCUGUAAAAUGUUCUAAAGCACUGAUGUUACUAAAUAUUUUUUUUGUUCAUUCUUGAAAGAAUUAGCUGUAAAAUACGUUUCCACCUGAACAAGAACCUUGCUGUAUUUUUCAGUUGAGUAUCACACCAUCAUCUAAAACAACGGAACCACAGCUUCUUUCUUUUUAUUUUGACUAUACAUAUGUUUUCUGUAUAUCUAUAUAUGUAUGAGUAUAAAUAUAUAUAUAGUAGAUAUGAGUAUCUAUAUAAAUGUGUACAGUGUGAGAAGGCUUCUUGUGUAAAUAUGAGAAUAGCUGCCAAAGCCAAACUGUGGUUUAACCUCAGACCGCAUAUCUGCUUCAAAUGUGUUGACACUACAAAAUUUUAUGCUUCUGUAUGUUCCCCUUUUCACAGUUUGCACUUUGUUUUCUUGAAAUUUAAACUUUAUUUCAUUGUAGCUUAAAAACUCAUCUCUGCGUUUGUGUUUAUGGCCUUUGUAUCACAGCCAGGCGGGGCGGUUGAGUCUUCUGUAUUUAAACAUACUGACAUUUUAAAAGGAGUGUAGAUGGAAAACUAAUAUGGUAGAUCCAAGGCCAAAGAGUUAAAGGAGGGCAGAUAUGUCACCUUAUCUCUUAGAUAUGAAAGGUUUUGUGUUUGUUUUUUGUUUUUUUUCUCUCCUUGUGUAAUUUGACUCGUCCCUGGCUCCAGCUCUGGAUGGAGGGGAUCUGCAUGUAUCCAGAAACACUACAGUCAUAGAUGACUUUUAUGUAUUUAACACUGUCAUUUCAGCUCUGUCAGUUCAACUCAACUUUAAUAAAACUGACAAGAACUCAA
Cheilinus undulatus (humphead wrasse) is the source of this 10382-nucleotide messenger RNA. RefSeq names its product Ral GTPase activating protein catalytic subunit alpha 1 (gene ralgapa1). The record is from RefSeq and is a predicted model, not a curated record. Gene Ontology annotation, molecular function: GTPase activator activity. Gene Ontology annotation, biological process: positive regulation of GTPase activity; regulation of small GTPase mediated signal transduction. NCBI's taxonomy places the organism in Eukaryota, Metazoa, Chordata, Actinopteri, Labriformes, Labridae. The coding region runs from base 314 to 8677 and encodes 2787 amino acids. Gene Ontology annotation, cellular component: cytoplasm; nucleus. The transcript has 46 exons.